Messenger RNA from Periophthalmus magnuspinnatus, 816 nucleotides. RefSeq names its product claudin-20-like. The transcript has a single exon. Bases 1 to 750 code for a protein of 249 amino acids. The record is from RefSeq and is a predicted model, not a curated record. Gene Ontology annotation, cellular component: plasma membrane; bicellular tight junction. Gene Ontology annotation, biological process: bicellular tight junction assembly; cell adhesion. NCBI's taxonomy places the organism in Eukaryota, Metazoa, Chordata, Actinopteri, Gobiiformes, Gobiidae. Gene Ontology annotation, molecular function: structural molecule activity.
AUGCUCUCUACCGCAGUUCAGGUCCUUGCCUUCGUCCUGGCCUUGCUGGGCUUGGUGGGUGUCACCGUGGCAACUGUGUUACCAAACUGGAAGGUGUCAAUGACGGGGUGGACGAGCCUCAUGACCCCAAUAUCUCACAUGCAAGGUCUGUGGAUGGACUGCAACUUCUAUAGCUCCGGUGUUUUUAGCUGUACCAUGAAGACUAGCAUGCUAAGCCUUCCUCCAUAUCUCCAAGUGACCCGGAUCGCCAUGGUUUUGUCCAGUCUCAUCACCGGAUUCGGGAUUUGUUUAGCAUCUUUGGGACUAAAAUGUACACAGUGGGGUGGAAGCCGUCGUGCCAAAGCUCAUACAGCAAUUGCAGCGGGCAGUUGUUUUGUUUUGUCCUCCAUUCUGUGUCUAGUACCUGCAUCUUGGUACACGAAAGAAAUAAUAACAGCAUUCUUAACCACAGAUGUUCCCGAAAGUAGCAAGUAUCAGCCAGGGGGUGCUCUCUGCUUAACCUUUGUGUCUGCAGGCUUCCUGUUAGCGUCGGGAGUGGUAUUUUGCCUGUCAUGUCCGAAGAAUACGUCGAAUCGUCCGAGUGGUGAAAGAAAAAUUGAACACCGAAGUAUUCGAGGAACACAGACAGACUGCCCGAACGUGGUAAGGAUUCAGGAACAUGUGGAAAAUCAGGAAAAUGCUAAGGAAUUGGAGUCACAUCCGGAGCAAAAGGAGGUUAAAGACAGUUACAGUCUGAAGGAGUACGUGUGACAAACAGUUAUGAGACAAAAUGCAAAAACAGCGAGGCAAAAAUACAUCGACAUGCAAUGUACACAA